This is a messenger RNA of Lingula anatina, 8511 nucleotides long. RefSeq lists its product as uncharacterized. Gene Ontology annotation, molecular function: fatty acid synthase activity; 3-oxoacyl-[acyl-carrier-protein] synthase activity; phosphopantetheine binding. The record is from RefSeq and is a predicted model, not a curated record. Gene Ontology annotation, biological process: fatty acid biosynthetic process. Lineage: Eukaryota; Metazoa; Brachiopoda; Lingulata; Lingulida; Lingulidae.
GACCAUUUCUUCAAACUGGGUUGAUAUAGAUACCUUUACUUCGGGCUGAGUUGAGUUUGGGAGAUUUAAGUUUCAAACACAAAAAACUAGUAACUUGUUUCACAGGUGUGGGACCAUUACUUCAUCUUGUUGAUAGGGACCUUUUUUCGUGCUGAGAAAGGCUUGUCACUUUUUUAUGAAAACCUGUUUUCUAGCUUCAUCUCAAACGGACGGGCUGGGUUAAUCGUAGCCGAAUCUGAAUCAGUUAAACUCAAGAUAUGCCUCAAAGACGCAAAAAAGAACCAUGUCAAAUGCCUACUUGGCUACCUGAAAACAAGAAAGUUGCAAUUGUUGGAAUCGGUUGUCGUUUCCCAGGGGAAAUUAAUAACGUCAAGGACUUUUGGGAGGUGCUUCUUAAAGGCAUUGACUGUACCAGACCACUACCAGAUGACAGAUUCGAUGUCAACCAUUUUUAUCAUCCUACACCGAAGACUCCAGGCAAGCUGUAUGUGAGAGGAGGGGGCUACCUAGAGCAAGACCUAUUGUCCUUCGAUAGACUGUUUUUUAAGAUGCCUCCAGAUGAAGCAAAUCACAUGGAUCCUCAAGUCCGUCUCCUCUUAGAAGUGGUGUGGGAGGCCUUCGAAGAUGGUGGAAUUCCAGCAAGGUCCAUCCGAGGGACUAACUGCGGUGUUUACAUGGGGGUGACAGCUAGCGAAUACACAACCUUAACAUCUGCAAGAUCUGACGCUAUCAGUCAAUACUCAAACUCUGGCACUAACAGUUGUAUGGUUUCCAAUCGUAUAUCAUACGAGUUUGAUCUCCAUGGACCUAGUUUAUCCAUUGACACAGCUUGUUCCUCUUCAUUGUAUGCUGUUCAUCUAGCUUCAGAAGCCAUCCGAAACGGUGACUGCGACAUGGCAGUGGCAGGGGGGGUCAAUGUUAUAAUGAUGCCAGAAAUCACUAUCGGAUUUUGUCAAGCUGGCAUGCUGGCACCUGAUGGUAGGAGCAAAAGCUUUGAUUCCUCUGCUGAUGGGUACUGUCGAAGUGAAGGGGCUGGGGUAAUUAUUUUAAAAUCAUUGAACAAGGCUGUUGAAGAUGGAGACCGGAUUUAUGCAGUCAUCCGCGGUGGUGCACUCAGCAAUGAUGGCAGAACUCCGGGCAUUGCCAACCCAAGCUAUUCCGCACAAGUCAAUCUUGUAUAUCGUGCUUGUCGUCACGCUAUGAUAAACCCACAAGAUAUACAAUACGUGGAAGCCCAUGGGACUGGUACACAAGUAGGUGAUGCCACUGAAGCCAACGCUCUUGGAAAGACUAUUGGUCAAAUUAAAGAUGCAAAAACCCCACUUUAUAUUGGCUCAGUUAAGUCAAACAUUGGCCAUUGUGAAGGGUCAUCAGGCAUUGCUGGGGUCAUCAAGGUUGCUCUGAUGAUACACAAUGAAUUGAUACCUCCAGUAGUACAUUUCAAGUUGGGCAAUCCAAAAAUAAAGUUCAAAGAACUGAAUAUCAAGGUUCCGAAGGAAUUGAUAAUUUGGCCUUAUGUAGAAGAAAUGCCUUUGAUUGCUGGUUGCAGUUCAUUUGGUUUUGGAGGUGCAAAUGCCCAUGUAAUACUUGAAGCCCCUCCUUCCACCAAUGAUCUACUUCUGCCAGAACAUGAAUCAGGACCACAAAUUAAGGUUGUGUUGAUAUCUGCAGCAACAACUACAGCAUUGUCAUCACGCGUUGACGACUUCAUUGAGUUGUUUCGCAAGAUACAGGAUCAAGAACCAGAGAGAUUCUAUGAUGUGGCAGCUACUACUUGCCUGCGCUCACAUCAUCAUCAACAUCGCCUUGGUGUUCUUGGGAGAGAUGCGUCCGAAAUUUUGCAUUCUUUGGAGACUUUCAAGACACAGAAAGUGGCUGCUGGUUUUGUUUCAGGUGAAGCUGUGGAUUCAAAUACGCAAACACCACUGGUAUUUGUUUUCAAUGGCAUGGGAACACAGUGGUGGGGAAUGGGCCGACAGCUUGUUCACCAGGAACCAACAUUUGCCAAAACAAUCCAGAACUUUGAUACCUGCUUGAAAAGGUGUGGAGCAAAGUGGUCAAUGCAGUGGCUACUAAUGAACAAUCAGGAUGAAGAUUUGAUAAAUCAAACAGAAUAUGCCCAGCCUGCUAUCUGUGCCGUUCAGAUAGGUCUUGUUGAAGUCUUGCGGAAAUUUGGUGUCCGGCCAGAUGCUGUGGUAGGUCACAGUGUAGGAGAAGUGGCUGCAGCUUAUGCAUCAGGUAUGCUAUCAUUUGACAGUGCUGUGCUGAUUAUUUACAACCGUGGCAAGCUAUUGAAGAAAACCAGCGGCAGUGGGAAAAUGCUAGCUGUGUUACACAAUACAGAUGCAGCUCAAGCAAAAUUGAAUGAAAGCAAGCAUUCUGUAUAUAUUGAUGUGGCAGCCAUCAACAGUCCUUCACAAGUAGUUUUCUCAGGCUCAGCAUCCUCAGUCGAUGCCCUAGCUGAAAUGUUUAACCAAGAAGGGAUUCGAGCUGUUCAGUUGAAAGUAAACAAUGCAUUUCAUAGCUACCAACAAGAGCCACUGAAAGAGAAAUUCCUCCAAAAGAUGAAACCACUAGCAAAACAAGAGGUGGUCAAUGCUGUCCAAGUUCCUAUGAUUUCCACUGUUACCAACAAUUACAAUCAUUACGCAGAUGUAAAUGAUGGCAUGUAUUGGUGGAAAAAUGUUAGACAACAAGUCAAAUUCCAAAGUGCUGUGGACACUCUUCUUGAUGAAGGCUAUUCCAUUUUUGUUGAGAUUGGUGCUCAUCCGGCUCUUAGAGGUCCAAUUAAAGAUAUCAUUGGAGCAAGAGCAGACAAGCCAGUGAAAGUAGUGGUAUUAGAGACACUUAAAAGACCUACAGCUUCAUCACCAAUCUUAGAAGAUUUGAAAAAUGUUGUGAAGACCUUGACUUCCCUCCACUGUGAAGGAUACCCUGUCCAAUAUGAAGCCAUGUUUCCAUCUGCUUACAAAGUGAUGCAUUUACCCCUCUACCCUUGGGAACGUAUCACUUGCAGUGGAAUAACAGAUUUUGUGAGAAGAGAAUACCUUUUUCCUGUCCAUAGCCAUCCAUUAUUGGGAGAAAUGCAAGAAGAUGUCAGCAUGCAUAACAAUGACCCCCCCUUCCAAUUCCACUGGAAAAGCAAGAUUUCAAGAAUAAACACACCCUGGGUGAGUCACCACAUAAUCCAAGGCAGCGUCAUCCUCCCUGGUACAGCCUACAUAGAAACAGCAUUGGAAGCUGUCAAUGCAGUGCGCCAAAAAAGAGAAACUAUAACACUGGAAGAUGUGGAAUUGAAACGCUUUCUCUUCCCCAAAAAUGGAGAAGCAACUAUACAUACGAUCUUUCAAGAAAAUGAUCCGACAACAAAUAUCAAAAUAUGUAGUGGUGACCAGAGUGACUACAUAGAGCAUGUCAGCUGUAAAGUUGUGGCUUUGGAAGAAGAUGAAUUCAAGACUCAAGAGGUAGAUAUUGUGAGGGAAGCAUUUACUCUUCCUCAAGGAAAACUGGAACAUAUACAAGACUCUCUUGAGUUACACUAUAGUUCUGAAGAAUUUUACAGCAAUCUGGCUGUUGGUGAAAUCCAACUAGGAUCAGCCUUCAGAGCAAUUCAACAGGCAUCCUUUAACAAAAGCUUCACAAAGUGCCUAAUUCAUACAGAAGCGCCAGAUGAAAUUUGGAAAGAAUUCAUGCUGUACAACUUUCAUCCAGCUUUCCUUGAUUGCAUGAUGCAGAGCUUUGCUGUUCUCCACUUGCUCCGUACUAAUUCUCCAGCAUUCCCAUCUUCAUUGAAGCGCUUUACUUACUAUAGCAAGAAAACACCCAAAAGGGUAGCUGUAUACAUCAAAAUGCUGAGUGCCACUGAUGAGGAUCAAAAUGAGGUUUUGGCAAUUGAUGCAGAUUCUGGAAUUGUAUGCUGUAGGAUAGACAACCUGUCCUUUCAGUCAUUAGAAGGGGAGCAUUCUAAGGAUCCAAUGAAGGUGUGGAGCAUCUUCUGGGUUGAAGCGGCAUUACCCAAACAGAAUGAAAAGAAAGGAGAGGCAUCCCCGGUAUUCUACUUAACCAGUGACAACAAGGAAGAUUUGACUGUUCUACAGAGUUCACUGAAAAAGCUACACAGAGUAGUGAAAAUACUUGACCUCCAAGAUGAAAGAAAACUGAAUGUGGAUGAUAUUGUCCUGAUACUCAUUUCCCAAAAUGAGAGUCAUAUUUCUGGGCCAACAAUUACAACAAAAGAAGAUGUGUGGAAGCUUAUAAAGAGCAGUUCAUCUUUUGCAAGAGAUGUUAUCCUUGGCAUUUUAAAUCUUGGAGAUGUAUUGCCAAAGCUAUGGAUCAUUACUGUCAAGGGUUUUCAGGUAUCAGAAGGAGAUCAAGUAUCACCUUUCACUGCCUCUACCUUUGCAGUUGGCCUGAGUACACUCCAUGAGUACCCUAGUGCCAGGGUUUACAUGGUAGAUAUUUCGAGCUUGAGUGACAUCUCAACACCUGAAACUGAGCUCAUGAACCUACUCUGUUUUCCGCCUUUCGGGGAAAAUGAAUUUGCGCUUCGCCCUAAAACAGCACACUCACUACAGUUAUUUGUGAGAAGAACUAAGUUCCAAUCACCUUUGACGAGAAGACAUCCCAUUGUUUCUCACCAGUUCAGGCUGCACCAAAACAAGGCAAAGCAGAUAAAAUAUGUGUAUGAAGGAGAUACAAUCACAGAUGUACAACCUGAUAACUCUUUCCGGAUAUCCAUUGAGCACUUUAUUGCAGAUGGCUACUUUGAUGAUGACCCACACUUCAUUUGCACAGGACAUGUAAUACAAAGCAAAGGCAGUGAAGCUAAUUUACAAGAUGGGCAAACUGUUAUUGCAGUUUUUAAGGGAUGUCUCAAAUCUGAAACUUUGAUCCCUCAAGAAAAUGUCAUGCCACUGGGAAAUUUCGAGACCUCUCACGCUGCAUUGCUCUCUCUAGUGAAUGAUGCUAUAGCAAGUGUAAUUAUGGUCUACUCUGCCAAAUCUGUCCGAGAAGAUGAUAGAGUGCUGGUUUGUACUUGUGAAGAAUCCAGAAAAGGAUUGGUCACUGCACAGAUUCUCAAAACCUUAGGGUGUAAUGUUACCAUUUUAAGCUACCAGUGUAAUAAUGACUGCCCAGAUCAUGAAAAACUGCCAUGUGGACAAAGAAUCAGCAAUUUUAUGGAAGAUGAAGAGGUUCUCCAAGAAGAUGCUUUGCAGAAUAUUGGAAAGUUCAAUGCUGUUGUUGCAACUGGCCAGUAUCUGAUAAACAAGAAAGGAUAUUUCCAGUGCCUUGAUUGCCUCUGUGAUUUUGGUGUGUUUGUUGUUUUCACUCAGACCCCAUUAAAGCUCAGGAAUUUUAAUGGCAUUCGUGAAAACGUCCAGUUUCUACCAAUUAGUGCUGGGGUGAAACAACUCCUCAAAACACCACAAUAUCUUGCUGAGACAUUGAAGUUUGUUGAUGCAUUAUCUAACAAAUUGUGUCAUUUACCAACCAUAGGCCAUGCUUUGCCAGCUUCAAAAAUUGAAAACAAAUAUCUGCAGGAAUGCAUGGGUAGGGUGAUUCAUCUUGAUAGACCUAGUAUGGGAAUGGUAUCUACCUUUUCAGAAGACACCUACAAGCCUAAUCCAGAAAUGACACAGUGUAUCACUGGGGGUGCAAAGGGUAUGGGUCUGAAAAUUGUGAGAUGGCUUAUCAGAAGAGGGUCGAAACAUGUUGUCAUACUUACUCGAAGUAAUCCAACAACUGCAAACCAAAGUGUCCUUGAUCAGCUUGGUAAAAAUGCAGACAUUAAACUGUAUAUAUGUGAUGUCAGCGAUGCCAGUGCUGUAGAUGUUGUGUUUUCAGAGAUAGUGGAAACUCAACCCCCAGUGGAAAACAUUUUUCACUGUGCAACAGUUUACUUGGAUAAUUGGAUGACCAACAUGUCUGAGAAAGACUGGGAGGCAGUAAUGUUACCAAAGGCAUAUGGAGCUGUUUUAUUACAUCAAAUUUCAUUAAAAUAUGUCCUACCUCUGGCAAAUUUUGUGAUGAUGUCAUCUUUAGUGGCUUUGAUAGGAAAUGCUGGACAAAGCAACUACGCCACAGCAAACUCUGUGUUGGUGUCAUUAGUAGAGAUGCGAAGAAGUAUGGGACUGCCUGCCACUGCUGUAAGUUUUGGAGUAAUAUCAGAGGCAGGGUUUGCAGCUGACAACAAUUUAGUGUCAGUAUGGCAGGAGAAAGGCAUAGGACACAUUUCUCCAUCCCAAACAACAGCAGUUUUAGGAACAAUGCUUGAGCUUCAGUACAGUCACUUAGGUGUCACCGGUCAUUUUGACGAAGCAGUAUAUGCACGUAAACAUCGUUCAUUUAUCACAAAAGGUGCAGUAGAAGGUGAUGUAACAUUAUCGAGGUUGCAAGACUUGUUUAGCAAGAAAACAUUGCAAGAACUCGCAGUUGGCAAAUAUUCACGAUCUCAUCAAACAGAAAGUAGCAUUAAGGAAAAGCUUGAAAAUUAUCUGUCGCAGACCUUAGGUAUAGUUGACAUCAGUGAAGACACAUCUCCAGUUGAAAUGGGACUUGACUCCUUGAUGGCAACAGAGCUAAGAGCAUUCAUUGAUAAUGAAUUCAAUGUAUCAAUUCCACCAGUAGACCUUCUAAACAGCAGCACUACCGUUGCACAGUUAGUUUCCACAAUCUGCAAGCAACUGCAUUCCAAAGGAGAUAAUGCAUCAACAGAGGUUGUCAAGGGUUCUGACCAAUCCAAAGAGGCAAAAACUUCUUUCUUCAUCACGGAGAAAAUUCUGGAAAAUCCAAAGUUCCAGCUUUUUUGUUUCCCUCCAUCAGGUGGGGGACUGACAUCAUUUAAUGGGUGGCAAAAAUAUUUUUCAAAAUUUCACACUCAGGUCUAUGUGGCCCAGCUGCCUGGCUGGGAAGGAAGACGCUUGGAGAAACCUAUGAAGAAUAUGUCAGAGGUCAUUGGUAUAUUAGCUCGUGAAAUGAGACCACUUUUGAAGCAUGGGAAGUUUGCCUUCUAUGGUCAUAGUUUUGGAGCCCUUUUGUCCUUUGAACUGGCACACUUUUUGAAUGAGCAAGGGGUUCUUCCAGCACACCUUUUUAUGGGAGCAUGGAUUGCACCACAAAUACCAUACAAAGAAACCCCUACUUUCAGAAAUAAAAUCCUAGACGGCAACAUGGACAAUGUGAAUUUUGUGAAAGAGGCACAGCAGCUAACAUUUUUGGAUGGGAAAAUCAUCAACAAUCCUAUGAUCCUUCGACAGUUUGUCCCUGUUCUCAGAGCAACUCAUGAAAUGAGCAAGAAUUACGAAUAUGCACCCUCAGCCAAACUCCCCUGCCCCCUGAAGAUAUAUGGUGGAAAAAAUGAUGCAUUUGUUGCAAGGGAAAAGCUAACUGCUUGGGAAGAUAUACGUCACAAGGAUUUCAGCUUUGGUAUAAAAAUGUUCAACAGCGGACAUUUAUUUCUCCAUGACAUUCACAUUCGGGCUCUACUAACCAAAGACAUUGCAAAAACACUGCACUUUGUUUAAUACACCUAGUUUGUCACAUGUAGGACUUGUGUAAAUUUGAACUACACAUGAAGUAUUAUUUGGAAGAGAAGUAUGAAGAGCUUACAAGUUUAAGAGCUUCUGGCAAUGUUAAUGAGAAGACGGUGAACUCUGAGCUAUGUCAGUAUCAUUUACAGGAAUGUAGGCUGGGGGAGGAGGGGGGUACAGUUAGCAUCGAGAUAAAUGCCAUAGGCUAAACAAAUAACCUGUUUGCAGGUGUUGUACCUAGGCAUUUAACUACCCCCUUCCCCUCCCCCAGUAUUUUGUAUUUUUUGUUUUUGUGAUUUUCAGGUGUAAUAUAAGUAGCCAGGAUCAAAUUUGUAUCAUGUUUUUCUUCACUAAAAGAUUACACGACUACAAUAUAAUACAAUUAGUGAAGUGUUUUACCUAUAAUAUAGUAAGUGUAUAAUGUGGAAAGAAGAGUAGAGAAGAGAAAAUGGUUGAUAGAUUAUAAUUAUUAUAUAUAUACUUAUAAUAGGACAUUUUACAACAUCUAAAUGUAUAAACUUAAAGAGAGAACAGUGUGUUAAAGAUAGAUUUAUUACUCAGAGAUUUGUUGGAAUCCCUCAGGCUUAGUAUGGAAUAUGACCUUUUUGCAUAUUGACACAUGCAUCACUGGAUUACUUCUUGUGAGAUUCCAUUCCACUCCUCCAGGAGUACCUCCAGCUGGUGCCUGUUUAUAUAAUUAGGAGAUGGAUUCCUUUACAUGGUCUGUCUGCCCAAAAAGACCUGGUCCCUAGGUAUUGCAGGCAGAUGUGCAUAUCUUGGUAUAGGGUACAUGUAGUUGGACUUGUGAAUAUGCUUAAGAUUAGGCAAUAAGCAUUAUCCUCUUUGAAUCUGGGAACAUUCUCAGCACUGUAACAGCAAUGGUAUGAGGACCCUUUUUUAUGACCAUCCUGACCCCCACAAUAGAUUAAAUAACCCUUUAUAAUAAACCCCCCAGGAGUUGGGCACAAUGGGCUCACGUCAU